UGAGGUGCGCCAACUUGUAAACGCACCUCUUCAAGAUCGCGAUGGACGUGGCCGUGACGCACCUCGACGCGGGCUCGCCGACGGGGUCGCUGGUGUGGACAGCGCUCAUGUACGCCGCUGCCAUUGGUGACGUCGGUCUCGUCGAGGCGCAGCUCACAAGCGACAAGAACAACAACAACAACAACAUUGUCCACGACACUGGCAGCACCAAACAAGGCUACUCGGCGCUGCACGUGGCCGUCAAAUUCGAUCAAAUCGAGGUCGCCCAGCGACUUCUCGCGCAUGGCGCCAACAUUGACGCUGUCGACGAGCACGGCGUCACUUGUUUGCAUGUGGCAGCGACGCUUGGCAACAUGCGCAUGGUGCAAUUGCUCCUGGAAGCAAACGCCAAGCAGCUUCCGUCAGCGGUGGGGACGCUUCCGCACGAGUGUGCGAGUGCACAAGGCCAUGCUGCGAUCGCAGCUCUCUUGGCUCCAACAGACGUCCAAGGUUCAACACAGCCAGGAGUCGAGCCAAACGACAACCAAGUGCACAUGUGGCUGCGCGCGAUCGGGCUCGAGAUGUACAUUUCUCUUUUUGACGCGGCGGGGUACGACGACCUUGGCUUCAUCAAGGACCACGGUCUCUCGAUGGAAGACCUUGCGGCGAUUGGAAUAUCCAAGCGAGGCCACCUCGCCAAGCUCAGCGGCUUGUACCAGCUCGACGACGUUCUACCUGCCUCAUCCUCCGAGGACGAGAGCGAUACGAGCUCCAACGACGAUGCAUCCAACGUCUCAGACUCGGACGACGAGGUGAGCGGAUCCGACUCGGACGAAUAAUGGGCCGG
This is a messenger RNA of Saprolegnia parasitica CBS 223.65, 826 nucleotides long. RefSeq lists its product as hypothetical. Gene Ontology annotation, molecular function: protein binding. Lineage: Eukaryota; Oomycota; Saprolegniomycetes; Saprolegniales; Saprolegniaceae. The transcript has 5 exons. The record is from RefSeq and is a predicted model, not a curated record. Bases 42 to 818 code for a protein of 258 amino acids.